Hirundo rustica (Barn swallow) is the source of this 1922-nucleotide messenger RNA. It is a transcript of the gene MEX3B, whose product is annotated as mex-3 RNA binding family member B. The transcript is spliced from 2 exons. Gene Ontology annotation, molecular function: RNA binding. The record is from RefSeq and is a predicted model, not a curated record. NCBI's taxonomy places the organism in Eukaryota, Metazoa, Chordata, Aves, Passeriformes, Hirundinidae. Bases 218 to 1891 code for a protein of 557 amino acids.
ACAUCUUAUAAACCGGAUUGCACUGAGAGAAGGAAAAAAAAAAAAGCAAAAAAGAUACAAAAUAUACAAGCAAAAGGCAACAAUUCCCCGGUCUCCAGCAGUCGCCCACCCUCCCUUCCCUUCUCUCCUGCUGGCCAUCUGCCUUGGGUUCUCCUUUGUGUCUGAUCUCUUACUACUGAGCCGAGCGCAGGCGGAGGGUGCACCACACACAGGGACUAUGCCCAGCUCGCUUUUUGCAGACAUGGAGAGGAACGGGAGCGGCGGCGGCGGCGGUGGUGGUGGUGGUGGCGGGGGAGAGACCCUGGAUGACCAAAGAGCCCUUCAGAUCGCCCUGGAUCAGCUCUCCUUGCUGGGGCUGGACAACGACGAGACGGGCUCCAUUUACGACAACGAGCCUCGGAAAAAGAGCGUGAACAUGACUGAAUGCGUCCCGGUGCCCAGCUCGGAACAUGUCGCUGAGAUAGUGGGGAGACAAGGUUGUAAAAUCAAAGCUCUGCGGGCAAAGACCAACACCUACAUCAAGACCCCGGUUCGCGGGGAGGAGCCGCUCUUUGUUGUGACGGGCAGAAAGGAAGAUGUGGCCAUGGCCCGCAGGGAGAUCAUCUCUGCGGCCGAGCACUUCUCCAUGAUCCGAGCCUCGCGGAACAAGAACACGGCCCUGAACGGCACCGUUCCCGGCCCCCCGAACCUGCCCGGCCAAACCACCAUCCAGGUGCGGGUGCCUUAUCGCGUGGUGGGCUUGGUCGUGGGGCCUAAGGGGGCCACCAUCAAGCGCAUCCAGCAACAGACGCACACGUACAUCGUGACCCCGAGCCGGGACAAGGAGCCGGUCUUUGAGGUGACCGGCAUGCCAGAGAACGUGGACCGGGCCCGGGAGGAGAUCGAGGCGCACAUCGCCAUGCGCACCGGCGGCAUCAUCGAGCUGACGGACGAGAACGACUUCCACGCCAACGGCACGGACGUGGGCUUCGAGCUGAACGGCACGGGCAGCCUCUGGAGCAAGCCCACGCCGCCCAGCAUCACACCCACCCCGGGCCGCAAGCCCUUCUGCAACUACCGCAACGACAGCUCCAGCUCGCUGGGCAGCGCCUCCACCGACUCCUACUUCGGGGGCGGCACCGGGGGGGGCGGCAGCGCCCGCCUGGCCGACUACAGCCCCCCGAGCCCGGCGCUGAGCUUCUCGCACAACGGCAACAACAACAACAACAGCGCCAACGGCUACGUGUACGGCGGGGGCGGCGGCGACGUCCUCUCCUCCCCGGACUGCUGCUCCGAGCUGCCCUUCGACUCGCCGCCCGGCUUCGACCUGGCGCCCGCCCCGCCGCCCGGGGCCGCCCUCCUCUGGCCGCAGUUCGAGCGCGGCCCCGCCGCUCCGCCCUCGCCCGCUCCCUCGCCCGCCGCCGCCGCCGCCUUCCCGGGCGCCGCGCCCGCCAAUGCCAACCUGGCGCUGCUGGUGAGCGGCCCCCGGCGCGGCGCCGCCCCGCCCCCGGCGCGGCUCUCCCCGCCCCUGCACGGCAGCGCGGCCGGCACCGAGCACCCGCUGGCGCGGCGGGUGCGCAGCGACCCCGGCGGGCGGCUGCUGGCCGCCUCCUACCCGCUGUACGCCAACGGGCUGGGCGCCCACCUGCCCGGGCUGCCCUCCGACUCGUCCGCCUCGUCCUCCUCCUCCUCCAGCUCCUCGUCCAGCUCCUCCUGCUCCUCCUCCGGCGUGCGGCGGAAGGGCAGCCGCGACUGCUCGGUGUGCUUCGAGAGCGAGGUGAUCGCGGCGCUGGUGCCCUGCGGCCACAACCUCUUCUGCAUGGAGUGCGCCAACCGCAUCUGCGAGAAGACGGAGCCGCAGUGCCCCGUGUGCCACAGCGCCGUCACCCAGGCCAUCCGCAUCUUCUCCUGAGCGCCGCGGGCCGGGGGGGGCCCGGGCCGGG